AUGAGUACUGGUUCAUUAUCUUCUGCGGGUCGAGAAACCAAGGACAUUAACUCCCAGUAUGAGCUUACAGAUUCAUCAGAAAAUAAUGAAAUACACGAAUAUGAAGGUUUCGAUAAUACAGCAACGGGCGACAUCAGGGAGUUAGCAAGAACAGUGUCCCAUAUUAGUAGGGAACAAACUAACAAGACAAGCGAUAGUGAGGAUAUAGUGCGUUAUUUGUCACAUUUUUCCAGUAUUCCUGGGGUUGAACCUUAUACAGAAGCUGAAGAUACAUUAAAUCCGGAUAGUGAUCUGUUCGACGCUAGACUCUGGGUUAAAAAUCUAAGAAAAUUACAUGAUUCAGAUGUCGAGUACUUUAAACCAUCAUCAUUAGGGGUAGCUUACAGAAAUUUGAGGGCUUGUGGGGUUGCCGCUGAUUCCGACUAUCAGCCUACUGUAUUGAAUGGAAUAACAAAGUAUCUUACGGAUGGGUUUAGAUAUUUGCAAAAAGAUGAUCCUUCUCGUUACUUUGAUAUAUUAAAGAGCAUGGAUGGUAUCAUGAGACCCGGUGAAGUCACUGUGGUGUUAGGUAGGCCAGGUUCUGGCUGCUCCACUUUGUUGAAGACAAUUGCCUCUCACACAUACGGGUUCAAAAUUGGCGAAGAAUCCAAGAUUUCGUACGAUGGCUUAACUCCAAAAGAUAUAGAAAAUCAGUUCAGAGGCGAUGUUGUGUAUUCUGCUGAGACCGAUACCCAUUUCCCUCACUUGACAGUGGGAGAUACCUUAGAAUUCGCAGCUAAAAUGAGAACACCGCAAAACAGAGGUAACGUUGAUAGAGAGACUUACGCCAAGCAUAUGGCGUCAGUGUACAUGGCUACAUAUGGUUUAUCACAUACCAGAAACACCAAUGUCGGGGAUGAUUUCGUGAGAGGUGUUUCCGGUGGUGAACGUAAGAGAGUUUCCAUUGCCGAAGUCUCGUUGUGUGGAUCUAACAUUCAAUGUUGGGAUAACGCUACUCGUGGUUUAGAUUCGGCGACUGCAUUAGAAUUUAUUAGAGCAUUAAAGACAUCAGCUACGAUUUUAGAUGCUACGCCAUUAAUUGCUAUUUACCAAUGUUCUCAAGAUGCCUACGAUUUAUUUGACAAUGUUGUUGUUUUGUACGAAGGACACCAAAUCUUCUUCGGUAAGGCAGAUGAGGCUAAGGAAUAUUUCAUUAAUAUGGGAUGGGAAUGUCCACAAAGACAAACUACAGCCGAUUUCUUAACAUCGUUAACUAACCCAGCUGAAAGGGUUCCAAGACCAGGAUUUGAAAACAGUGUUCCUUAUACUCCCAAAGAAUUCGAAACCCACUGGAAAAAUUCACCACAAUAUAAGAAAUUGGUUGAGGAUGUUGAAGAAUAUUUCCAGAAGACUGAUAGUGGUAACCACGGAGAAGAGUAUCACAAAGCACACGUUGCAAGGCAAUCUAAUCACAUUUCUCCAAAAUCUUCUUUUACGGUUUCGUUCUUCAUGCAAACCAGAUAUAUCAUGGGUAGAAACAUCUUGAGAACCAAGCGUAAUCCGUCAGUUGCAAUACAAUCUAUUGCAGGUCAAGCUUUUAUAGGUAUAACAUUAGGUUCCAUGUUUUAUAAUUUGAGUGCUACUACAGAGACGCUCUAUUAUAGAUGUGCUACUUUGUUUGGUGCUGUUUUAUUCAAUGCUUUCUCUUCUAUAUUAGAGAUAAUGUCAUUAUUCGAAGCAAGACCUAUCAUUGAAAAACAUAAGCAAUAUGCAUUGUAUCGCCCAUCUGCUGAUGCUUUGGCUGGUAUCAUUACAGAGUUACCGACCAAACUUGCGCUGUCUAUUGCUUUCAAUUUCUUUAUCUACUUUUUGUCUAAUCUUAGACGUGAUGCAGGAAGGUUUUUCUUCUUCUGGUUAAUGUGUUGUAUGUGUACCUUGGUUAUGUCACAUUUAUUCAGGUCUUUGGGUGCUAUUUCGACAUCAUUCGCAGGAGCAAUGACACCAGCAACUGUGUUGUUAUUAGCAAUGGUUAUUUUUGCUGGUUUUGUCCUUCCUACUCCAAGUAUGUUAGGAUGGUCUAGAUGGAUUAAUUAUCUUAAUCCAAUAGCUUAUGUUUUUGAAGCCUUAAUGGCAAACGAAUAUACUGAUCGUGAUUUUGAAUGUUCACAAUUUGUUCCAUCUGGUCCAGGUUAUGAAGAUAGGAAUAGUGUUCAUCGCAUUUGUGCUGCGACUGGCAGUAAGGCUGGCUCAGAUGUUUUACAUGGAGAUGAUUAUUUAUCUGUUUCAUAUGAAUACUACAAUUUUCAUAAAUGGAGAAAUUUUGGUAUUACUGUCGGAUUCAUAAUAUUUUUUCUUUUUGUAUAUAUCACUUUAACUGAAUUCAACAAGGGUUCAAUGCAAAAGGGAGAAGUUGCAUUGUUUUUAAAGAGUUCAUUAACGGACCAAAAGAAGAAAUCUGGUAAAUCGGAGACAACCUCAAAAGAUAUUGAAAACUCUGCUAUUCCAGAUGAAAAGAUUUCGCAGAAGGAUCAAUUAGAAGCAAAUAAAGAAACCGAAACGGCUGAAAAAGCCUUACCAUCUUCCAAUGAUAUUUUCCACUGGAGAGAUUUAACGUACCAAGUUAAGAUUAAGUCUGAGGAUCGUGUUAUUUUGAAUCAUGUCGAUGGAUGGGUUAAACCAGGUCAAUUGACCGCUUUAAUGGGUUCAUCAGGUGCUGGUAAGACUACUUUAUUGAACUGUUUGUCCGAAAGAGUCACCACAGGUGUGAUCUCAGACGGUGUAAGAAUGGUGAAUGGACAUUCAUUAGACUCAUCGUUCCAAAGAUCUAUUGGAUAUGUUCAACAACAAGAUUUGCAUUUACCUACAUCCACUGUGAGAGAAGCGUUAAGAUUUUCAGCCCAAUUAAGGCAGCCAAACUCAGUAACAACCAAAGAGAAGAAUGACUACGUUGAAUACAUUAUUGAUUUAUUAGACAUGUACCCAUAUGCAGACGCAUUGGUUGGUGUUGCUGGAGAAGGUCUUAAUGUUGAACAACGUAAGAGAUUGACGAUUGGUGUUGAAUUAGUUGCUAAGCCAAAGUUAUUAUUAUUCUUAGAUGAACCUACUUCCGGGUUAGAUUCGCAAACAGCUUGGUCUAUUUGUAAGUUGAUGAGGAAGUUAGCGGAUCAUGGUCAAGCUAUUUUAUGUACUAUCCAUCAGCCAUCAGCACUUUUAUUACAAGAAUUUGACAGAUUAUUAUUCUUACAGAAGGGAGGUAAAACGGUUUACUUUGGAGACUUAGGUGAAAAUUGUCAGACUUUGAUUAACUAUUUUGAGAAGUACGGAGCACAUCACUGUCCAGAAGAAGCUAACCCAGCAGAAUGGAUGUUGCAGGUUGUUGGUGCUGCACCAGGUAGUCACGCCAAUCAGGAUUAUCACGAAGUUUGGAGAAGUUCAUCAGAAUACCAAGGCACACAAGCGGAAUUAGACAAUAUGGAACGUGAAUUAGUUAACUUACCUGUGGAUGAAUCUCCAGAGGCUAAGAAGUCAUAUGCUGCACCAAUUUGGAAGCAAUACCUCAUUGUUACUAAAAGAGUUUUCCAACAAAACUGGAGAUCUCCUACCUAUAUCUAUUCCAAAUUAUUUUUGGUUGUUUCUUCCGCUUUGUUUAACGGGUUUUCUUUCUUUAAGGCUGAUAGAUCUAUGCAAGGAUUACAAAACCAAAUGUUUGCUAUGUUUAUGUUUUUGAUUCCAUUCAAUACUUUGGUCCAACAAAUGUUACCAUAUUUCGUUAAACAGAGAGAUGUCUAUGAAGUCAGAGAAGCACCAUCCAAGACAUUUAGUUGGUUUGCUUUCGUUGCUGCUCAAAUUACGUCCGAAGUUCCAUACCAGAUCUUCUGCGGUACAAUCGCAUUCCUUUGUUGGUUCUAUCCUGUUGGUUUCUACCAAAAUGCAGUUCCUACUAAUUCUGUUGACCAACGUGCUGUCUUAAUGUGGAUGUACAUUUGUUCAUUUUAUGUCUACACUUCUACCAUGGGUCAAUUGUGUAUGUCUUUCAACGAACUCGCUGACAAUGCGGCCAAUUUAGCUACUUUGUUAUUCACAAUGUGUUUGAAUUUCUGUGGUGUCUUAGCUGGUCCAGAUGUCUUACCAGGAUUCUGGAUUUUCAUGUACAGAUGUUCUCCUUUCACUUAUUUCAUCCAAGGUAUGUUGUCAACCGGUUUAGCGAACACUAAUGCCGAAUGUUCUAAAGCUGAAUUCUUACACUUUAAGCCUAACGAAGGUCAAUCUUGUGGUGAAUACAUGUCUGAUUACAUCAAACAAGCAGGUGGUUAUUUGGUUGACGAAAAGGCUUCCUCUGAAUGUCAAUUUUGUCCAAUGGCUUCUACCAACGAUUUCUUAGCUAGUGUCAAUUCAUUCUACGAUGAAAGAUGGAGAAAUUGGGGUAUCUUUAUUUGUUUCAUCGCCAUUAACAUUAUUCUUACAAUUUUCUUCUACUGGUUAGCCAGAGUUCCAAAGGGUAACAGAGAAAAGAAGAAGAAAUAA
Debaryomyces hansenii CBS767 is the source of this 4503-nucleotide messenger RNA. Its product is annotated as pleiotropic drug resistance family ABC transporter. Bases 1 to 4503 code for a protein of 1500 amino acids. Gene Ontology annotation, biological process: xenobiotic detoxification by transmembrane export across the plasma membrane. The transcript has a single exon. Gene Ontology annotation, molecular function: ATP binding; ATP hydrolysis activity; ABC-type transporter activity. The record is from RefSeq and is a predicted model, not a curated record. Lineage: Eukaryota; Fungi; Ascomycota; Pichiomycetes; Serinales; Debaryomycetaceae. Gene Ontology annotation, cellular component: membrane.